AUGGUAAAGAAAGCUUCGGGUUCACCCUCUGCAAAGAGGAUGAGGGUGGCUGUGCAUAACAAGGUGCAGACUUCAGACAGCACUGGGGUUCCCAGCGCUAACAUGCCUGAUAUCCCUUCUGAUCCAGGAGAGACAGAUGACCCCAACACAUCUCCAGGUCCACAAGGAGACCUGGAUGUGCCAGGCCCUUCUCAGUCCACGACCACGGUUGUACCUGCUGUGGUCAUACCUCCUCCCCCUGAGGAAGACCCACCUGACGUGCCAGUUGGACCUGAUCCGUUCGUUGACGCAUCUGGUUCCCCUGAUCCUCCCAGAUCGGGUGAAGUGCUAGGGCUUGGUGAUGGCCCUGACAACCCAGUUGAGGUCGUCGAUAGGACUUGUGGGCUUGGAUUUAUCACCCUAGCCCUGGAUUGGCUGGAAUUCCUCUAA
Cantharellus anzutake is the source of this 429-nucleotide messenger RNA. RefSeq lists its product as uncharacterized. Bases 1 to 429 code for a protein of 142 amino acids. The record is from RefSeq and is a predicted model, not a curated record. Lineage: Eukaryota; Fungi; Basidiomycota; Agaricomycetes; Cantharellales; Hydnaceae. The transcript is spliced from 2 exons.